UAUGACGGAGAGAGAAAGAGGCGAGGUCUUGCUCGGUCUGUCAAUCCCCACAGCAGCUUGUCAGCUUGUCAAAAGAGAUCAACCACAGACAGAACCAACUUCGAAAAUUGUAAUCAUCGCAAUUUAACCCAUGAACCAUCGAAGAAGAGUUCGUAUUUUUAUAUAUGCGAAGUAGAGAGUUAAGCCGAGAGCGAGAGACGAAGGAAGAAGAAGUUAAGUAGUGUCUGGUAGUGUGGUGGUAGAGGAAGAAGUGAUUUUUUGGAAGCUGGUGCAUUCGCCAGGAAGGUACCGUACAGAGAAGAAGUAACAACAACAUCAAUAACCAAAAGUGAAAAGGAAGAACGAUACCUAAACUCAUCAUAACUGUUCAAGUGCCAAUCACACACAUUACGCUACAGCUGCGGAGACUGCUUCGGCAACAGAGCUCCACAUUGUGCCAAAACGCCCAAAAGCUGCAAUGAUCCCAGCUGGAUAGUGCAGCUCGAUUCAGAAGGCUAAUGGUUGCCAAUCGGUCAAAUGUCGAAACGUUUCCCCAAAAGCUCAAGAGAAUGAGCUACGACGACGGGCCCCUCAGGUGGACAGUCUGUGCAAUUCGGUUUAGGAGAUAAUCAGAGACAGGGCACGGGAGGGCCUUUGGCCCCAGGUGGACGAGACGGAAGGAGGACACUGUUUGGUUUUCAGGGGUUACAGAGAAGCGGAAGGAGAAUGGGAAGUUGUCUGACGUGCUUCAAAUCGCCACCGAAUGCGACGGUGAAUAGCGUGGAAGCGAUCGCAGGGGUGGUGGCUGCGCCGGAAACGGCCAUCACCGACACGGAAGCGGCAGUUAAUGAAACGGACGACCUGCUGGCGGCCAGUCCGAUCAGGAUGACCUCGCUCGGUUCAGAGAGAAAAAGCGGUAGUUUUAAGAAGACGAUUGGAUUACUUAACGGGAAUAUCAAUGCACUGCCAGAUGGUGGCAGUUUGCCAGGCAAAGAUCUCGCGACGCAAAUCUCCGACAACGAUCUGAACAAGUUGUUCGAGGAGUACAAGGACAGCCAAGAGGACGCGAUUCUGUCCGAAGGCAUCGAGCGACUGUGCUGUGAUCUAGGUUAUAAGCCGGACGAUUUCGCCAUCCUGGUGCUGGCCUGGCGUUUGGACGCAUCGCAGAUGUGUCAGUUCACCAAGUCGGAGUUCAUUCAGGGCCUGCAGCAGAUGAACGCCGCCAGCAUCGACGACAUCAAACUCCGGCUGGAGCAGAUCGUCGAGAAGCUCAAAACCGACUCGGAGGAGUUCAAACUGCUGUACAGAUUUACAUUCCGGUUCGGGCUGGAACCGGGCCAUAGGAUUCUGUCCCUGGACAUGGCAAUCAGUCUGUGGCGGCUGGUGUUCACUGUUCACACGCCGGACAUUUUGCCAAGGUGGUUGCACUUCCUCGAGCAGCACCAGAACAUCCGGGGCAUUCCGAAGGAUACCUGGAACAUGUUUCUGAACUUUGUGGAGACCUGUGAUAUUACACAGUACGAUGACACCGAAGCGUGGCCCAGCUUAUUCGAUGACUUUGUCGAGUACGAACAGGAACGGCUGAAGCAGGCUGGCUUGAAGGCUUCGGAGAGUGAAGGAGUGGUGGAAGGUUCCGAGGAGGCGGCUGCUGGCGUUGAGGUCCUAGAGGACGACAACAAUAAUUCAUAGUAUUGCGAUUCGAGGGCAGCGCCAUCCGGCUGGUAGCGGUGAUGACUCGCAAUGCUCCGAUUCAGGCGAACCCAUACACACACACAAAACACAUACAUACGUUUUAAUAUAUUUAUUAACUUUUGCUGAAACUUUCUAGUGUUCGCGCGUGCGUUGAAUGAUCUUAUUAUUCUUGUUUAUGUUUUCACCUGCCUGAAGUUGGAGUUUUCUUUUGCACCCAAGUCCGUCGCAUUUUGAACACACUUAAGUCACAUAGGAAGUCUGUUUCUUAGUUUUUUUUUUUAAAUUUAAGUAAAAGAGAACAAGAAGAUGCAAUGCACGUUGAUCAUUUGUUCGACGAAACGAAUUUUACUACUUUUAAGCAGUAUGAUUAAAUUUAACACCAUUAUACUUGUUUUUAUACUCAUAUAGAUAUCGAAAUUUAGUGUAAUACUAUUGUAAUAAUUGGAAACAGAAUCGAUGAGGAUUUAUUGCUAAAAAAGCAGAAAGCAUGCAUUUUUCUGCGUUCGUUCCACGUACAGCCAAGUUUUUGCUAUUUUCUGUAGGAAAAUAAACUUUAUAUCAGUCAACUGAUAAUGGAGACGUCGAUUUAGAGGAAGGAAGAUUUUAUGUGAUUGUAUGCUUAAACAGAUAAGGAGCAAGUCGAUAAAGCGUUAACUACAGGAGAAAUUUACAUGUACAAGCUUUUCGGCAAACUUAACUAUAGUACGAUUUUGGCUUUCGUCGCUUGAAACCGCUCUGGAUUCCGGCGAACAAUCAAACCUAUCCGACUUUAAACGAAUCAACACAGAUUGUUUUUCACAUUUUAGCUCAAAUGUAUAUGAAUAAAUUGUAAAACAAAUUAAAUCGAAUUAAAUUAGUGAAACACAUUCUCGAGGACGCUCCUUAUUUAUUGAUGAUGUGUAGUGAAUGUCUAAGUUGCGCAGUGAAAGCAGAGAAAGAUUAAAAAAAAAACAACUAGGCUAAAUUGAAAAACGAACAACAAAAACACUACUGAACCUCUAUUUAAGAUAAUUCUAGACAAAAUGGAUGAAUAAAGUCGAAACAUGUCA
Aedes aegypti (yellow fever mosquito) is the source of this 2720-nucleotide messenger RNA. It is a transcript of the gene SCCRO3, whose product is annotated as DCN1-like protein 3. The transcript is spliced from 4 exons. Lineage: Eukaryota; Metazoa; Arthropoda; Insecta; Diptera; Culicidae. Gene Ontology annotation, biological process: positive regulation of ubiquitin-protein transferase activity; protein neddylation. The record is from RefSeq and is a predicted model, not a curated record. Gene Ontology annotation, cellular component: ubiquitin ligase complex. Gene Ontology annotation, molecular function: cullin family protein binding; ubiquitin-like protein binding; ubiquitin conjugating enzyme binding. The coding region runs from base 706 to 1668 and encodes 320 amino acids.